Molecule: messenger RNA, 1254 nt
Organism: Botrytis sinoallii
Lineage: Eukaryota; Fungi; Ascomycota; Leotiomycetes; Helotiales; Sclerotiniaceae
Exons: 2
Coding region: 1-1254 (417 amino acids)
Biological process (GO): NADP+ catabolic process; NAD+ catabolic process
Cellular component (GO): cytosol
Molecular function (GO): NADH pyrophosphatase activity; metal ion binding
Source: RefSeq, a predicted model, not a curated record
AUGCCCGAACCUUCUCUCCCAUCCCCUGCUCAUCCCGACGUCGACUCCAUGCUCACCCGCAAAUUUGGCCGCGAAGUAGCCAACUACUUUUCCGGCUCGCCCCUCAACCGUGUUUCCUUCCUCCGCGCAAACCAUGAUUUCAUCUCCAGCGCAUUCACGCAUCCCGCCACCAACUUCCUCCUUCUCAAUAAUCUUGCUCCGCUGACUAAAGAUCCCAGUCACCUGGCCUAUUCCUCUCACUCCGACAUCACGGGAUUGACGGGACAGAACCCGUUUGAGAAAGAUGAGGAGACGAUGAUUAAAGAGUAUAAUUCUUCCAAGACGUUACCCUUAGUUUUAUUCCUGGGCUUGGAUGAAAGAAGUAAAGAUAAAGAAGGGUUCAAGCAUGGCAUUUACAGCGGAACUCCUUAUUUUGCAAUCGAUGUCACCCCCAAGGGAACAUACGAAAACGAAGCAAACAGCGUGGUGAAAGCCAUGCAGGAAAAAGGAUUGGUGUUCCAAGAGGGAAGGAUGCUCAUGAGUCUGGACGCACAAGAAGCUGCGAUUUUCGCCCAGGCACGAGCGCUUCUGGAUUGGAAUGCUAGGAAUCCUUUCUGUGGGGGCUGCGGACAACCUACGCUUUCUGUCAACGCAGGCACCAAACGCGUGUGUCCCCCCACCGAUUUCGCCUCUCUCCCCACCGCCCAAGCAGGAACCAACCCCGCAACCCCCACCCAAAGAGCCUCCUGCGCAACCCGCAAAGGCGUUUCCAAUCUCUGCUUUCCCCGCACAGACCCCACCGUCAUCAUGGCCGUCGUCAGCCACGACGGCAAACGCAUUCUUCUCGGCCGUCAAAAGCGCUGGCCGCAAUACUGGUACAGCGCGCUGGCCGGGUUCUGCGAGCCCGCCGAAUCGGUCGAGGAAGCCGUGCGUCGCGAAGUCUGGGAGGAGUCCGGCGUGAAACUCGGUCGUGUCGUCAUUCAUAGUACCCAACCUUGGCCCUAUCCUGCAAACUUGAUGAUUGGUGCCAUUGCCCAAGCGUUGCCGGAUGGUGAGAAAAUCCAUCUGGAGCAUGAUCCGGAAUUGGAAGAUGCGAAGUGGUUUGAGAUGGAGGAGAUUAGGGAAGCGUUGUUGAAUGGAACGAGUCCGUUGGGAGAACCAGCUAGCGAGGGGUACAAGGAGGGAAAUCUGAGGUUACCAUCUGUCACGGCCAUUGCGACGCAAUUAAUUAAGGCGGUUGCGGAGGGCUUUUUGGGUGAGAGUCCUAAGAUUUAA